This is a messenger RNA of Sipha flava (yellow sugarcane aphid), 3385 nucleotides long. RefSeq lists its product as uncharacterized. The transcript has 7 exons. Lineage: Eukaryota; Metazoa; Arthropoda; Insecta; Hemiptera; Aphididae. The record is from RefSeq and is a predicted model, not a curated record. Bases 487 to 3120 code for a protein of 877 amino acids.
GUGCAUCCCUUUUCGGCCGGUCGCUCAAAACCGCCCCGAUGCGAAUUGACGUGUUUGUGUACUUCCUCACAAACUGCAACAGCACUCGCUUGAAUAUUCCAAUACGUUCAGCUUGAAGAUUCCAAUUCAUUCAGUAUUUAAAUGUUAUAAAAUCAAACUACAAAAUGUAUACAAUAUUUGCCUGAACCAUAUUCUUCGAUUAUCGGAAUCAUAUUAAUGAUUCUCGUCCUGUAAUUUUUGACGGUCACCGAACACAAUUGCAGAUACCUGAGAUAUGAGUCACAAGUCUGUGCAUAUUCAAAGUUAAUAUUGCUAAACUAUCACCAACAAUAUUGGACGACUGAUGAGAAUAGUUUUCCAAGAAUCAUUUAAACCCCGCACAUUUUGGAUGAGAAUAACCAAUACAAAUCAAAUACACUAGCCUAGAAAAACUGAUGUGAUAUUUUGAGCAAAUAUGAUAAUUCAUAUCAGAUCGGUGGUAUUACAAUGAGAAGAAUCAACCGUCGGUUGGUUUUGUUACUUAUCAUACUUGUGUGUGACGUAGUAAGUGUUUUCGGGCGACCUCAAGAGCAAAAUACAGCUAGCAGCCAAUUGAAAGAUGAUCAUGUUAACAGGAAAGAUGAUACGCCAAUCGUUGUGUUCGCGGAAACGUCCGCCAAUACAGGUGAUGCCCGUGCCCAUACUACUAAAGCACCGUUAAUGGGUGAUUCCAUGAAGUCUGUUAGCGAUCAACUUUUGCAAACGUCUACGUCUAGCAAUGUCAUCGUGUCAACGGAAAUCAGAACGGUCUCGAAGAACGAAUCGCCUUUAAAAGGAGAAGCAGUACCAGUGCUCACCGAUGAUGAUGUACACGCCGUUGGCCCGUAUAGUUAUAAGAUAUCGUCUGAUGGCUCAACAAGACCAACAGGAGACUUAUCUACUUGGAUUUUGUUGGGUGGUGAAUCUUCUCCGGCUCCAUUGAAUAUGGCUACAAUUAAGAAAGUACCUAAACCAGCCGAUACUACUGCCUCUUCGUUUGUGCAGUCGUUCGAAACUACUACUCCUAUGAGGAAAAGAAAACCAACUACUGAAAGAAUGAGCACCACACAUUCUCCAGUUACGGAGUCCUCGAUAAAAUUGCAAGACUCCAAGUUUAAAAAUAAGACACCAAUCAUUGUUGGGAAAAUACCUACUACAACUACAUUAAAAGAUAAAAUUGAAGAACCGACCACAGCUCUUCCUGAACUACCUCCACUUGAUAACAAUACGAGAUUUGGCACUCCUGUUGUCACAUUCCCCCAUGUACCACCUAGACAAAGGCCGUCCGCAAAUAAUACUAAAAAACCAGAAAAACCAAUGACGACUAAAAUUACUUCUACCGCCGUAGUUAUUUCUAAGCCUUUAAAUAACACAAUGCAAGUUUCUUCUACUGUUGCACCUACGGUUUCCACCUCAACUUCUUCGACUACAGUUAUGAUUCAAAAUUCUACUGAAAUCACACGAAAUACCACAGAGUCAAAUAGCUCUACUGUUAAUAAUACUUCGUUGAAGAAAAAGAAGAAGAAGAAGAACAAGAAUAAACGCAGACCUGUAAUUAAAACUUCAAAUGAUGUUGCACAAAGCAAAAUCGACGAACAAAGCACUAAAGUAACACCAGGUCGACCAUUGUCAACUCGCAUUUAUAAUUAUCUAGCUCGUGAAGUUAUGCCAAACGUUGGAGUAGGUUUAGUAGGUUUGAUGUUGACAGCUGGUUUAGCAGGCUUACUAUUAUACUCACCGUUAGGUGGAGCUGCUAUACCAUUGGUACCAUUAAGGCGUAAUGAUCCUCACAUGCACGGCCAUAGUCAUGGACAUGGGCCCGGAUACGUGCCACCUGAGACUGAUAAUUCUCAACCAGAAGAACAAGUAUUUGGCCAAGUUUUGUCCGGAAUGUCUUACGGUCAUAAUCCAUAUGGCAGAGAACGUCCCGACGUAGUUCCCAAAUACAAACCAUCAUAUCAACCAACUGAUUAUCCUGCUGUUCACGAUGUGCCUAAAUAUAAUGCCCAUGAUACUACUAAAUACUCUGCUCAUGAUGCAACUAAAUAUACAGCACCGGACACUACUAAAUAUUCAACUCUCGAUGGAACCAAAUACGCUGUAGUGGAAAGUACUAAAUAUUCCGGUCCGGACACCAGCAAAUAUUCCGCUCCGGAUACAUCAAAGUAUUCGACAAUCGAUAUAAGUGCCCCUCAAGAAAAAGUAUCGUAUCCUUCUUUAGAUACGUCUCAAGAACCAGCAUUUGAACCAACUCAAGAUAGCCAAGAUCAGAGUUACCAGAAUCAACACUACGAACAACUCAAAUUUGAUUCAUCUAACGCUUACGAUCAGCCAAAGUAUCAAAGUACUUCACAGGUUAAAGGAACUUAUCAAGAAGAUCAAUCUUCUUUUGAAGUACCCAAGUACCCUGGAUAUGUUCAAGAUGUACCGAAAGAAGAAGCUGUAGCUGUUAACUAUAAUUUCGAUAACCACCGAACUGACGAAAAAGAAACUUCAACGGCUGCAUCGUCUGAUCCUACAUUUUCUGCGUUGCAAGGCGUACCCAAGUUUUACGAUUCAAGUUUAAAUUCUGAACAGAUAUCUGUAAACGUUCAUCAAACCAUGAAAAUGGAACACGGGCCUCGAAGCUUAAGAAUAAGGCGUCAAGUGGAUGAAAAUAAUGAAAUCGACGCUCAAUUACCAGAAGAGACCACAAUUAAACCUAUUGAAGAUAACUCCACUAAAACGGUUGAAAAUCAAACAGAUGAUAACACUGGAUCAACUACAACAACAGAUGCAACGACAGCAUCGAACAAAAUACCCACUUCGUCAGAAUUUCCUGCAGCUAACAAUAACCAUUUCUCACUGGUAGACUUCAUAAAAAGAGUUGCUGAGGCCAAAUUAAAAAUGGGAAUAGAGAUUUUAAGAAACACAGCGGCAAGCUUCACUCAAUAUAUGAACGCCAUACAGAGAAGAAUGACACACAUGGUUAGAAAUUUACAAAAAUCCAAUGACAGGCAACAGUUUGAAAACAAGGAGGAACAAAAUACAAAUCCAGACUCCACUGUAGCCGAUGAGACACGGCAACGGAGAUCAAUAAGAUAUAGGCUUUAUUCAAAUUAGACACUUUAGAGUUAAAAUAAGUUUGGUGAAGUGAUGGGUAUGUACAAUGAAUUGGGGAAUUUCUCUUACAAUAAUUUAAAGACUAAAAACUUAACCUAAAAAUGUUCCAUACAAUUUUUUUAUGAAUUUAUUUUUAGGCUCAAGUUUUGGGAUCUACAAGCAUAUUGUAAAUUAAAUUGAUUUGUAAUAUGUUUUUGAGAGAAAAAUAACAUGUUUUUUUGUAUUAAAUAUUUAAUUAUAUAUUGUAAGCUUAAGUAUGCGAUAC